AUGAAAGGCAGCAUCGAGCCAGUCACUGUUACUUCCAGGAUGCCAAGUCUGGCAGCACUUCCAGAUGAGCUGCCGAUCCAUCGUCCCACCCAUUGGGAACAGGUUCCAGGCUUAUUCCCAGAUACCACACAGCUGCUGCCAAUGGCAGUCCCUGGAGAGACGAAUGCCGCUUCUGGCUCACAAGUGGCCCGCCUCGGUAGAUCAUUUGCACAGAUCGCAGCAGAGGCAGACAGUUCCAUGGACGAUGACGAAGGUGAUAGCUUUGCGGUUAGUCGUCGUCGCGCCAUGUUGCGGGAGCGCAUUGUACGUCUUCAGUGUGAGCUCAACCUCACUGAGGAUAUGCACGUUGCGAACCUCAAUGCCAGCUCGACCGUGUUCCAAAUGGGGUACAUUCUGAGGGACAUUCGUGGCGAGGCGUAUCACAGCAACUGA
Molecule: messenger RNA, 432 nt
Organism: Sparassis crispa
Lineage: Eukaryota; Fungi; Basidiomycota; Agaricomycetes; Polyporales; Sparassidaceae
Exons: 2
Coding region: 1-432 (143 amino acids)
Source: RefSeq, a predicted model, not a curated record